This is a messenger RNA of Dentiscutata erythropus, 249 nucleotides long. The record is from the annotation of a GenBank genome assembly. NCBI's taxonomy places the organism in Eukaryota, Fungi, Glomeromycota, Glomeromycetes, Diversisporales, Gigasporaceae.
AUGAAACAAGAUGAAAUCUCAGAUGAAGAAAAAACAUUGCUUGGACUAAAUGCAAAGCCUAAUAAGUCACAUACUAAAGAAAAACAAAGUAAAACAGUAUCUGCAAAUAUGGAGAUUUGCUAUGACAAGACAGUCAUUCUGACAACUGAUUAUGGUAAAAAGGUGCAAGAAAGUAACCAAAUCGCUGAAAAGUUUUCUCAAGUAGUAUCAAGAACGGAAUCAGCACAAAUAAAAUUAAGGCUAAACUAA